This is a messenger RNA of Dissoconium aciculare CBS 342.82, 1461 nucleotides long. Its product is annotated as PLP-dependent transferase. Lineage: Eukaryota; Fungi; Ascomycota; Dothideomycetes; Mycosphaerellales; Dissoconiaceae. Gene Ontology annotation, biological process: carboxylic acid metabolic process. The record is from RefSeq and is a predicted model, not a curated record. Gene Ontology annotation, molecular function: carbon-carbon lyase activity; pyridoxal phosphate binding. The coding region runs from base 1 to 1461 and encodes 486 amino acids. The transcript has 2 exons.
AUGGCACUCCAGUACGUGAGCCCGCCAGGCGAGAUUAUUCGUCAUGCAAGAUCCAGGCUUGUCAGCAGUCUCCCCCAUGCUGGCUUAGGUGACGCCGCUGUACGAGAGCAUUUGGAAGUGGACGUUCUGCCCGCGCUGAGCUCUUCCAGCCGAUCUGCCAAUUAUUAUGGGUUCGUAACUGGAGGCUCGACUGUCGCAGCGAGUUUGGCGGACAAGUUCGUCACCGAUUAUGACCAGAAUGUCCAAGUGCACCUCCCGCACGAGACAAUAGCAACCGAUGUCGAAGACUCUGCAUUGCGCAUGAUCUGUGAUCUCGCGAGAUUGCCAGAGGUUAAGUGGACACACAGGACGUUCACGACAGGAGCCACAGCUAGUAAUGUGCUCGGUCUGGCUUGUGGACGUGAGUUUGUAAUCCGCGAGGCUGCUAAACGGCAACGAUCAAUCAAGACCGUGGCAGAACAUGGUUUGAUAGAUGCGAUGCAGGCUGCCCAGAUCACGACUGUCCAAAUCCUUACCACCGUUCCACAUUCAUCGCUGCGGAAGGCUGCCGCUAUUGUUGGCCUUGGUCGUUCGUCCGUCAAGGACGUUGGCCGCUCGGAUGCACCGCAUCGAUUUGAUAUGGCCGCGUUGAGUGCAGCCCUCAGUCAACCUGGACAUGCGUCAAUUGUCGCCAUCUCGUGUGCUGAGGUAAAUACGGGGGCAUUCGCGACCAUUGGUAGAGAUCUGGAGACUAUCAGACGAAUGUGUGACACUCAUGGUGCGUGGAUUCACGUCGAUGCAGCGUUCGGCCUCCAGGCUCGAAUUAUCUCGGAACACGAUAAAGCAUUCGACCUGAUAACGGAGGGAGUACGUGAUCUGGAACUGGCAGACUCUAUCACCGGAGAUGCGCACAAGCUUCUGAACGUGCCUUAUGAUUGUGGAAUCUUUCUCUCCAGACAUCUCGAAGUUGGGGUUGAAGUAUUUCAGAACCCUAACGCAGCAUAUCUCAAUGCAGGGUCCACAACGAGGACGGCCGAUGAACGGACAAUCCCAUCACCUCUGAACAUUGGCAUCGAGAACUCAAGACGUUUUCGGGCACUGCCAGUCUAUAGCACAUUGGUUGCAUACGGAGAACAGGGGUACCGCGAGCUUCUUGAGCGGCAGAUUAAGUUGGCUCGUGCCAUUGCGAGUUUCAUUCUCAGUGAGCCCAGGCUUCAACUUUUGCCGAGAGGAGGAUUGAGUAGAGAAGAUCGCGAUCCCAUCGAGCAUGUCUAUAUCGUGGCGCUGUUCCGUGCACAGGACGACGCCCUCAAUGCCAAUCUCGUUCGAAAUAUCAAUGCAACUCGGAAGAUAUACGUCAGCGGUACGAGCUGGGACGGCAAGCCAGCAGCACGAUUCGCCAUCUCUAAUUGGCAGGUCGACAUCGAACGGGAUAUGGGGCUGAUUAGAAAAGUUCUGCUUGAUGUCCUACAAAGUUCAUAA